CUCAUCUUUUUUUCUUUUUUUUUUGCUUUUUCUUUAAACUUCAAUAGAGUUGCCCUGCCUUUUUCCUUCUUUCUUUAACACAUCAUCAGUGUAUCUCACUUAAUCCAAACAGCUAUUUCAACAGCCUUAUCUUUCAUAUCAUGCGUUCCCGACGGAGCCGGACCAACGGAGGCAGUGGAUCCAGGCGAUCCGAAGAGACGAAGGUCCGGACUUUUGCAUAAAGACGGGGAGCACUUUCGUAUGUAGCCGCCACUUCACACCGGAGGAUUUUGUUAGCGGAUCCACCACCAGCCGCCUUAAAAGUGGAGCUGUUCCUUCCCUGUUUGCCUGGAAUAACUUCUCUGAACCGGCAAUGAGAGAGUCUGCUUUCGAGAGGACUAAGAAACGGCAGCUUGUCCUCUCAGAAACUAGCCAGGCUGAAGAUGCUACUGCGGACCAUGACUACACGGCACAUCCACCCGCAGGUGCACUUGAUGAAGCUCUGGAUUAUAUCAAGGAGUUGGAGGCCAGACUUCAAAAAGUGGAUUUGUCUGCCACACUUUUUAGCCGCUACUGUGCCUCUGAUGACCAGAUCCGAUUCUACACCAAAUUUCCAUCUGAAUGUGUGUUUCCGGAUCUUCUGGGAGUCCAUUGCACCCUCUGCAUCAUGCCUGGUGUUCUGGACCAGAGCACAGAAACUUGGAGAGGAAGCAUGUGCUGAAGCCAGCCCUGCCUGCUGCAUGCCUCUGAUUGAUGAGUUCCUGAUGUUCUCAUUCAGGGUAGCAGUGGCCAUGAAGGAGCAGAUCAUUGCUGACAUGUUUCAAGUCAGCAUAGCUACUGUCAGCCAAGUGACCAUCACCUGGGCCAACUACCUCUUCAUUGUGUUCUCUUCCAUCAACCUGUGGAUUAGUCGUGAGAAGAUAAAAGCCAGUAUGCCUCAGAAAUUUCUGAAGUUCUUUCCAAAUGUCCAUGUCAUCUUGGACUGCACAGAAGUUGCUCUGGAAACGCCAUCAUCCCUCACCUUACAGUCUGAAACAUUCUCUGCCUACAAGAACCACACCACUCUGAAAGGGCUGAUUGGAGUUGCUCCCAGUGGGUUGGUGACAUUUAUUUCAGCGUUGUACACAGGCUGCAUCUCCGACAAAGAAAUAACGAAGGUCAGUGGAAUCCUUCCUCUGCUUGAGCUGGGAGAUGAAGUCAUGGCAGAUAAAGGCUUCCUCAUUCAAGACCUCCUUCAUAAAGUUGGAGCCAAACUCAUCAUUCCACCAGUUAGGCAUCCUGGUCAGUUCAGCAAGGAAGAGACAGAGGAGACCAGACCAUCGCUCGGCUGCGGAUCAUUGUAGAGCGAGCAAUCGCUAGAGUAAAGUGCAACCACAUCUGGGAUUCCCCGGUGCCUCUCACUUUAAUAGGAACUGUCAAUCAAAUCUGGCACAACUGUUGUGUUUUGACAAAUUAUCAAGCCCCAUUUUGUGUUGCAGACUAAAUUAUUUCUGUAUGUUAAUUGUCGUAAUGCUAUGUAAAAAGUUAAAUGUCGAGACUUUUGAAAAAAAUAUUCA
Poeciliopsis prolifica (blackstripe livebearer) is the source of this 1535-nucleotide messenger RNA. RefSeq lists its product as uncharacterized. Lineage: Eukaryota; Metazoa; Chordata; Actinopteri; Cyprinodontiformes; Poeciliidae. The transcript is spliced from 3 exons. The record is from RefSeq and is a predicted model, not a curated record. Bases 423 to 1322 code for a protein of 299 amino acids.